Cloeon dipterum is the source of this 1558-nucleotide messenger RNA. It is a transcript of the gene PQBP1, whose product is annotated as poly-glutamine tract binding protein 1. Gene Ontology annotation, biological process: alternative mRNA splicing, via spliceosome. Lineage: Eukaryota; Metazoa; Arthropoda; Insecta; Ephemeroptera; Baetidae. The record is from RefSeq and is a predicted model, not a curated record. The coding region runs from base 166 to 990 and encodes 274 amino acids. Gene Ontology annotation, molecular function: protein binding; ribonucleoprotein complex binding. Gene Ontology annotation, cellular component: nuclear body; cytoplasm. The transcript has 6 exons.
AAAAUUUUGUUUGUUUACAUCGUGUGAUUCGUGGGUUGCGGACCGGUUGCGGCUAAUUUUCUGCUUACAUUUUCACUCAAACCUCAAACUACAGGACGAGAAGAAGCGACGUUGGUUUAAUACCAGAAAAUUCUUGAUUUUCCGUUAAAUUAUAUUCCGACCGGAAUGCCUCUGCCUGCUGCUCUGGCUGCCAAGCUUGCCAAACGAGGAAUUAUUGCAGGCAAAAAAGGGACACAAGCUGAAGAACGGCAAAGUGAGGAAGUCAUUGCUGAAGAUGAUGGGGAUCGAAGGAAAAGAGCAUUGCUCGCCGUAAGCAAACUUUCUGAAAAUCAAGAGAAGCCUCCCAUUCUGGGAUAUCCUGGCUGCCCAAAUAAGUACAACAUUUAUCACGAAUGUUCAGUCUUCUGCAGCAUUUACUGGGCGAGUGGAAUAAUUGAGCCCGACAUCACAUAUUUGAGGAAGAAAAAGAAAGUGCUCAACAAAUACCCUCUUCCUGAUAACUGGAAGGAGGAAUACGACCCCGGAACUGGAAGGUUUUUCUACUGGGAUCCAAAGACCAGCCUUGUUUCGUGGCUUCCUCCUCUGCACCCUCAAGCAAAGCCGACAAUGGCUGCCAGUGUACUGAGAGAGCAAAACAAACUUCAGCAAUCCAUAAAAAUGCCUGAUUCGGAACCAAUGAUGAUGCAGCUGGACGACGAUGAUAACGACGAUCACAGUUCAGAUGAAAGUUUGAGCUCGUCAAGUGAGGAGGAAGAGCAGGUGCGACCACCGCCUAAGAGGCGAGGCCACGUGCCCAAGCGGGACGUUCUUGAUCCCAUGGAUCCCUCGGCUUACUCCGAGUGUCCAAGAGGCACCUGGUCGUCUGGUCUAGGAGCUGAAGAUGAUGCAAACACUGGGGUCGAUACGACAGCUUCUGGUCCUAUUUUCCAACAAAGACCUUAUCCCAGUCCUGGUGAUAUCCUGCGAGCCAACUCAAAGACGAAGAAGUAACCAAUUGACUUGGUCGUGGACAGCUGCUGGACAAUGAGGACAAUUGAUGACCAACUUUUUACUGCGUUGAGAUAUCACUUUGGAAUUUUCACUGCCCAGCCUAGUUUUUGACCCUGAUCGAACAAGAAUCAGUUUACAAAACAUUCCCAGGUCGAAGGUCAAGGUCACCUUUUUCGACAUUUUUUCGAAAAUUCAAAAUUAAGUGAUGAUAGCCCCUAGAGGGCCUAGGCUAGACCUAGACGGGUCGAAAUAACCUCAAAGUUUUAGGUCUAAUUGUGCGGCUUCGAACACUUAGGGUUUAUGAAACUGGUGAAUUGCUACUUAUUUUAAAGUAGCAAAGUUACAAAAUCAUUAUAUCUCUAGAUAUUUUGUUUUGUGUUACAAAACGAGUGGCAAAUACAUUCUAAAAUGUUUAUUUUGUUUCUCAUUUCAGCUCAAAUCACAAUUAAGAAGAUGUCGAAUGGAACCAAAAGUCGCAAAAGUCAUCUCAUACUAGAAAUAAAUGAAAUUUACAUAAUUGUUCGAUAUUUGGGAGUAGAAUUUCAAUACAAUCUUGAUUGAAAAUGUA